Exophiala oligosperma is the source of this 2510-nucleotide messenger RNA. Its product is annotated as OPT family small oligopeptide transporter. The coding region runs from base 87 to 2510 and encodes 807 amino acids. The record is from RefSeq and is a predicted model, not a curated record. NCBI's taxonomy places the organism in Eukaryota, Fungi, Ascomycota, Eurotiomycetes, Chaetothyriales, Herpotrichiellaceae. The transcript has 3 exons. Gene Ontology annotation, biological process: transmembrane transport. Gene Ontology annotation, molecular function: oligopeptide transmembrane transporter activity.
GAGAGACUUCACUGUCAUGAGACGACUCAAUCUCGGGACAUUGUCUCUUCCCGGUAGCGAUUAUUCUCUUGAACGUUCCCUCCAAGAUGGCAAUACCUACUGAAAGCAACGAGCCUGUCACACAGCACCCAAUGAAUCCCUCAUCCUCAGGCUCUGGACCAGAUGCUGAAGAUGGCCUGGGCUCCGCAUACCCCGAGCCUCCUCCCACCAAAGCUCCUGAUCUAAUCAAAGCCGAAAAGGGAGACUUGGAUGCAAUCCACCAAGUGCCAGCCACGGACGAUUUGGAAUGUGCAGACACGACGACAAAAGAGGCAGCGCUGAACCAUCCUGCUGGCCUAGAUGAUGUGCUCACCCGGACUAUCCACGUGGUGGAUGACCCUACCUUGCCGUCGAUCACGAUUCGAUCAGUUUUUCUAGGCGUGGGGUUCUCAGUCUUUGGCGGCGUAUUGUCUGGAAUUUACUAUUUCAAGCCUCAGACGGUCACCCUCACACCUGUGCUGCUCGCCAUCCUGUCCUACAUCGUCGGAGAAGCCAUGGCAACCAUUAUACCUCGCAAGGGUCGUGUAGGAAGGCUCCUCAAUCCACAUCCGUUCAACAAAAAGGAACAUUUGGCCGUCACCAUCAUGGCCAACGCGGCCAGUACAUCGGCCCUCGGGAUCGAAAUCAUCUCUGCCGAGCGGUUGUACUACGGUAAACGAAUCGGAGGAGCUAUAUCGAUCUUUCUACUGCUGUCGUCCCAGUUUAUAGGCUACGGAAUAGCCGGGCUGAUGCGCAGGACUCUGAUAUUUCCAAAGAAAAUGGUCUGGCCUUCAAACAUUCCCGUCAACGCCAUGUUUGAGACGCUCCAUGGCGGGAACUCCAACCCCAGAAAAUCACUUCGAGUGUUCAUGUUCGUAUUUGCAGGCAUCUUUCUUUGGGAAAUUGUCCCUCAAUGGAUUUGCCCCAUCCUCACCGGUGUCAGCAUCUUCUGCCUCGCAAAUCAACACAGCACCACCUUCACAUACCUUUUUGGCGGCACCAAUGGAAACGAGGGACUCGGUCUGUUCUCUUUGUGCUUCGACUGGCAACAGAUAUCAGCUGGUACUUCACCGCUGUAUUUCCCAUUGAGCAGUCUCAUCAGCCAAGGGCUUGGGAUUUGUGGCUGCAUCAUUGUCUUCUCGGCGGUGUUUUACAGCAAUACCUGGAACGCAAAGAACUAUCCGUUUCUGGGACAAGUGAUUCUGUCUGAUACUUCGACUCCAGGUAAUGCUACUCAGUGGAAUCAAACGGCCGCAAUCAACUCUGAUGGCCACAUCAAUCACGCGGCGGUGGCCGAAUUAGGUCUUCCAGUAUUCCCAGCUUCGAACGUCCUGAACCUCAUCUUGACCAACCUGACCAUCGCCGCCGCUUUGACCCACGUGUUUCUGUGGAUGCCGAAAGAGACGUUGAGAGCCCUGUCUUUCUUGGAUCCCCGGAGACUCAGACACAUAAACCGAUUUCCCCAGGCCGUCCGCACCUCAUUCCAGCAAGCCAACAAGCACGAUGAGUACCAGGACGACUACGAUCCGCAUUACGUCCUUUCUCUGGCGUACAAAGCUUGCCCGGACUGGUGGUACGGGGUCGUACUACUACUUUCCGUCGUCGUAGGUCUGGUCCUGAUCUACGAGUCGGACAGCUCGUUGCCCUGGUGGGGAUUCUUCAUCGCCAUAGCCAUGGGGUACGUGUUGAUCAUCACGCUGGGGAUACUUCAAGCCUCCACCGGAGUCAGGUUCACGAUUCAAUCGGUCGUGCAGAUGGUGGGCGGCUACAUCCACCCUGGGCGCCCCGUCGCCAACAUGUGGUUCUCCCUGUACGGCUACAACGCGCUCGGCCAAGGGGUGCUGCUGUCUCAGGACCUCAAGCUUGCCCAAUAUGGCCAUCUGGCCCCCCGGGUGGCGUUCGCCGCGCAGGUCCUGGGCACCAUCAUCGGAGCCAUCUUCAACUACAUCAUGGCGAACAGCAUCAUUGACAAUCAACGGGAGAUCUUGCUGAGUAUCGAAGGGACCAACAUUUGGUCGGGAAACCAGGUCCAGCAGUUCAACGCACAAGCCGUCACCUUUGGAGGACUUUCACAUCAACUCUUCAGCAUCGGGGGUCAAUACCAGUGGGUGACACUGAUCAUGCUCCCGGGCUUUCUAGCCCCUGUCCCUCUAUGGCUGGCACACAAGAAGUGGCCUCAAUUACAUCUGGACCGAAUCAACACGGCCGUGGUUGCCUUCUACCUGUGCUAUCUCAACGUGGGAGUCAACUCUUCGAUCAUGAUGUUCUUCCUCCUCGGCUUCGCCUCACAAUGGUGGGUUCGACGGCGAUAUCCGGAACUCUUUGUCGAUUACAACUACCUCAUCUCGGCUGCUUUGGACGCCGGAACCUCGGUCAUUGUUUUCAUCCUGUCAUUCGCCGUCUUCGGCGCCGCAGGAGACUCCGUAAACUUUCCAAAAUACUGGGGAAACAACCUAGACGGCAACUAUGAUCGGUGCCAAUAUGCAAAUUGA